ACCCUCCCUGCAGGGUGGGGAGAGAAAGAUGAUUGAGAAAUGAUAUAAAAGGGUAUGAAAAGAAAUCCAGCAGUACUGGAGCUCUACCUUUAGACCUCUCUCACCUCCUACCAUGGAGUGGAGAACAUCCACAGUCUGCAUACUGCUUCUGGCACUUACCGGCAUUCAGGUUGAUUCAAACACGGUCUAUACCAGUAACCAUGUCAAAAACAUCUGCAGCAUGUGGGGAAACUUCCACUUCAAGACAUUCGAUGGAGACAUGUAUCAGUUCCCAGGCAUGUGCGAGUAUAACCUGGUGUCUGACUGCCAAAGCCUCGUCCGCCAGUUCUCGGUUCACGUGAAGAGAACAGAAAACAGCACUGGCCCAAAGAUCAGCAGGGUGUCGAUUACCAUCAAUGACAUUGGUGUUGAGUUGACAGAGAAAAAGGCCGUAGUCAAUGGAAAAAAAGUAAUGCUGCCUGUGCAAGUCGCAGGGAUUCUUGUGGAAGAGAAUACACUUUACACCAGACUCUAUUCCAAAAUGGGCAUCACUGUCAAGUGGAAUAAAGAGGAUGCUGUUAUGGUGGAACUCGACUCCAAAUAUUCCAAUCUCACUUGUGGGCUGUGUGGCGAUUUCAAUGGCAUCCCAGUUUACAAUGAGUUCAUUGAUUACGGACGGAAGGUUGGCUAUAUUGAGUUUGGUAAUAUGCACAGAGUUCCCAACCCAACACAUACCUGCAAAGAUCCUUUUGAAAACGCCGAUGAGCAAAAUGUGGUGAACAAAUGUGAAAAAUUUCGGUCAUAUUGUGCAGACCUUUUGAAGGAUGAAAAAUGGUCUUCUUGUAGCUGGGUUUUGAACCGUGAGCCGUAUAUCAAGGCCUGUACAAAGGAUAUUUGCUUGCGUCAACCUAAAGAUAAAGACACCGACACCUCUGUGCUCUGUGCGACUUUGUCUGAAUAUUCACGUCUGUGCUCUCACGCUGGAGGAACUCCGCCGAACUGGAGAACAGCAAAAUUCUGUGCUGUGACAUGUCCGUACAAUAUGGUACAUUCUGAAAGCGGCUCCCCCUGUAUGGACACAUGCUCACACAAAAACACAAACACACUAUGUGAGGAACACAACAUUGAUGGCUGCUUCUGUCCGCCAGGAACUGUGUUUGAUGACAUCUCAAACAUGGGCUGCAUCCCAGCAGAAAAGUGUAAGUGCAAGCAUGACCGCAUCUACAGCACAGGAGAGAUCCUACGCAAAGAUGACGGAGAAUGUAUAUGUAAGAAGGGAGAAUGGAUCUGUACAAGUAUUCCCGUCCCUGGCCUGUGCGCAGUAGAGGAAGGAUCUCACUUCACCACCUUUGACGGGAAAGAAUUCACUUUCAAUGGAGACUGUAACUAUGUGCUUUCAAAAGACUGUAAGGAGUCCAAGUUCAACAUAUUGGGGGAGAUAGUUCCUUGUUUUAAUCAACAGACUGAUACCUGUUUAAAGUCUGUUGUGGUGCUGUUUAACAAUGACAUGAAAAAUCCUUUGAUUAUUAAAGCUGACGGGACAGUCCAGCACAAUGCAGACGUUUUACUUCCUUACAUGACAGCUGACUUCACAGUGUUCAAGCCGUCAUCGUUUCACAUCAUGCUUCAGACUACCUUUGGGCUGCAGGUGCAGGUUCAGCUGGUGCCUCUUAUGCAGGUGUACAUCACUGUGCACCAAAGCUUCCAGGGCAAGACUUGUGGUAUGUGUGGAAAUUUUAACAAAAUGCUGUUAGAUGAUCUGAAGACCCCUCAGGGAGUGGUGGAGGGUACAGCAGUUUCCUUCGCAAACGCAUGGAAGGCCCUCACCAACUGCCCCGACCGUACUGAGAGAAUGGACGACCCCUGUUCCUACAGCAGUAACAGCGAGCAAUAUGCCAAUCACUGGUGUUCCAAGAUGCAGGACAAGAAGAGCCUCUUUGCCAAAUGUCACACCACUGUCAAUCCAGACAGCUACUACAAAAGAUGCAGAUACUCGAGCUGUAACUGUGAGAAGAGUGAGGACUGUCUGUGUGCGGUGUUCUCCUCAUACGCCCGGGCCUGUGCAGCUAAAGGAAUAAUCCUCGAAGGCUGGCGAAAAAUUGUGUGCGAGAAGUAUACAAAGAAUUGCCCGACCUCACAGAACUACUCCUAUGAGCUGCAGACCUGUCAGCGUUCCUGUCUGUCUCUCGCCUCUGAGCGCCAAAGCUGCAGUCUUGACUUCGUGCCUGUUGAUGGAUGUGCAUGUCCAGAUGGACUCUACCAAGAUGAGAAUGGACUGUGUGUACCAAUGGAAAAAUGUUCAUGUUUCCAAAAUGGACAGCAAAUUAAUCCCGGGAAGUCUGUCACCAUUAGGGAUGAACACUGUGUUUGUAGGAAUGGAAAACUCAACUGUCGUUCCUGGAAACCCCAAACUCUGGGAUGUUCCUCUCCGAAGGUUUUCUUCAACUGCAGUACAUCAGCCCCAGAUGAACAUGGAUUGGAGUGUGCAAAGACUUGUUUGCAACAGAAAGUUGACUGUUUCUCAGUGGACUGUCAGUCUGGCUGCCAGUGUCCUUCAGGUCUAUUGGAUGAUGGCAGAGGAAAUUGUGUUAAACCAGAUAACUGCCCGUGUACACAUGAUGGACAGUUUUAUGCACAAGGAUCUCAGAUAACCACAGAUUGCAAUAAAUGCACUUGCCAACAGGGAAAAUGGAAAUGUACACAUUAUAAGUGUCCAGGAAUAUGCACCAUAUACGGCAGCGGACAUUAUAGAACUUUCGAUCAGCAUACAUUCGGCUUCAGUGGAGGCUGCAGUUAUAUUGCUGCUCAGAACACGUGUGGAAAUAAAACUGGCCAUUUUCAUGUGAUCACUGAGAAUAUGCCUUGUGGAACAACAGGAACCACAUGUUCAAAGGCUGUCAAGAUACUUUUGGGGAGGACAAUGCUGCUGCUUUCUGGUGGAACUGUAACAGCCGCUGAUACUGGAAGUGGUCCAGAGAUCAAGUACAUUGAGAGAAGCAUUGGGAUGUACCUUGUCAUUGAUGCAAACAUCGGACUGACAGUUUUGUGGGACCGCAAAACCACUGUCCGUAUCAUUCUGCAACCUCAGCACAUGGGAGACGUCUGUGGUCUGUGCGGAAAUUUCAAUGGAAAUGCAAAAGAUGAUUUUACCACUCAGGGAAAUUUGCCAACUACAAAUAUAAGGGAGUUUGUGGACAGCUGGAAAGUUUUAAGUAAUUGCCCAGAUGCAAAACCAGACUUUAACCCAUGCUCUGAGACCUCCAAUCGAGAGACAUGGGCAAAAAUUCAAUGUAGCAUUAUCAAGGACAUCAAGGGUCCAUUCAAAGACUGCCAUAACAAGGUGGAUCAAAACCCAUAUUAUGAGAACUGUGUGAAGGACUCGUGUGCAUGUAACACAGGUGGAGAUUGUGAGUGUUUCUGCACAGCUGUGACAGCUUAUGCUCAAGCCUGCAAUGAGGCAGAUGUUUGUGUGAACUGGAGAACACCUGAGAUCUGCCCUGUGUACUGUGACUACUACAAUUAUGGAACAGAAGAUUGCACAUGGCAUUACAGUCCUUGUCAUACACCUUGCUACAAAACCUGUCUCAACCCUAAUGCUACCUGCGAUAACAGUUUACCCAACCUGGAAGGAUGUUAUCCAAAAUGUCCAGAGGAUAAGCCUAUUUUUGAUGAGAAAAAUCAGAUAUGUGUGGAGAAAUGUAUACUAACAACAACACCAAAACCUACCACAUUACCUACCCCUACACCAACAACUACAACAAAGUCAACUACAACAUCAAAACCUACCACACCAUCUACCCCUACACCGACAGCUACCACGAAGUCUACUACAACAACAUCAAAACCUACCACACCAUCUACCCCUACACCGACAAUUACAACAAAGUCUACUACAACAACAUCAAAACCUACCAUUCCAUCUUCCCCUACACCGACAGCUACCACGAAGUCUACUACAAAAACAUCAAAACCUACCAUUCCAUCUUCCCCUACACCGACAAUUACAACAAAGUCUACUACAACACCAUCAGAACCUACCAGACCAUCUACUCCUACACCGACAACUACCACAAAGUCUACUACAAAAACAUCAAAACCUACCACACCAUCUACCCCUACACCGACAAUUACAACAAAGUCUACUACAACAACAUCAAAACCUACCACACCAUCUACCCCUACACCGACAGUUACCACAAAGUCUACUACAACAACAACAUCAAAACCUACCACAACAUCUACCCCUACACCGACAGCUGCCACAAAGUCUACUACUACAACACCAAAACCUACCACACCAUCUUCCCCUAUAACAACAACUAUCACAUUUUCAUCAACAUCAACUAAGUCUACGACAUCAUGUAUUAUAUGCUGGUGGUCUGACUGGUUUAAUGUAUCUAAUCCUGCAUUAGAAAGAGGGAAUGACUUGGAGACUUAUAAAAACAUUGCAAAAAGUGGAAAAGAAAUCUGUGAAGACCCAAUAGAUAUCGAAUGUAGGGCUGUGAGCAAACCUGACAUGAGUUUUGAAGAUUUUAUUCAUGACUCAAAACAAGUUGCCCAGUGCAAUGUUUCAUUUGGAUUGGAGUGUAAGAAAGAUCAACAGACUGACCGCCCCUAUAAAUGUUUGGACUAUAAAAUACGUGUCUACUGCUGUAUUCCUUGUUCAUCUACCCCUGCCUCAACAACUACAACAAAGUCUCAGACAACAACAUCAAAACCUACCACACCAUCUACCCCUACACCGACAGCUAACACAAAGUCUACUACAACAACAUCAAAACCUACCACACCAUCUACCCCUACACCGACAAUUACAACAAAGUCUACUCCAACAUCAAAACCUACCACACCAUCUUCCCCUACACCGACAACUACCACAAAGUCUACUACAACAACAUCAAAAUCUACCACACCAUCUUCCACUACACCGACAACUACCACAAUGUCUACUACAAAAACAUCAAAACCUACCAUUCCAUUUUCCCCUACACCAGCAACUACCACGAAGUCUACUACAAAAACAUCAAAACCUACCACACCAUCUACCCCUACACCGACAAUUACAUCAAAGUCUAGUACAACAACAUCAAAACCUACCACACCAUCUACCCCUACACCGACAAUUACAACAAAGUCUACUACAACAACAUCAAAACCCUACGCCGACAGCUACCACAAAGUCUACUUCAACAACAUCAAAACCUACCAUUCCAUCUUCCUCUACACCGACAACUACCACGAAGUCUGGCAAGAAGGUGCAAAGGCCCAAACACACUGCCAGCAUUUCCAGGCAGUUGAACUGAACGGGGUGCUUUCCCGCAGAUCAGGAAGACACCUGAGGCGCUGA
Messenger RNA from Cyprinus carpio (common carp), 5326 nucleotides. Its product is annotated as mucin-2-like. The record is from RefSeq and is a predicted model, not a curated record. Bases 113 to 5326 code for a protein of 1737 amino acids. Lineage: Eukaryota; Metazoa; Chordata; Actinopteri; Cypriniformes; Cyprinidae. Gene Ontology annotation, molecular function: protein binding. The transcript is spliced from 27 exons. Gene Ontology annotation, cellular component: extracellular matrix.